AUGAUCAAACACAUAGAGCCGGCAAAGCUCCGACAAGGGCUUAAGAGUGGAGUAACAUUCAGAACUUUUGCGGGAGCUAAAACAGAAGAUAUGAAAUACUACCUACAACCUACAUUAACAGCUAAGCCUAGCCAUCUUAUUCUUCAUGUGGGAACUAACGACCUCGCUGGGAAAUCGCCUGAAGAGAUUGCUCAAAAUAUUUCAGAAUUGAUAAAAGCCGCGGCUGAGCAAGUCCCUGGUCUCAAGCUACUGAGCUCAGAAAUUAUAACGAGAUCCGACCGUGAAGACAAUGAUCAGAAGGUACAACAAGUAAAUUCAUUAGUCGAACUGAUCGACAUGUUAUUUACAAUUAUGGGAAUUUGA
Messenger RNA from Paramuricea clavata, 363 nucleotides. The record is from the annotation of a GenBank genome assembly. Lineage: Eukaryota; Metazoa; Cnidaria; Anthozoa; Malacalcyonacea; Plexauridae.